Messenger RNA from Drosophila obscura, 994 nucleotides. RefSeq lists its product as uncharacterized. Bases 1 to 831 code for a protein of 276 amino acids. NCBI's taxonomy places the organism in Eukaryota, Metazoa, Arthropoda, Insecta, Diptera, Drosophilidae. The transcript has a single exon. The record is from RefSeq and is a predicted model, not a curated record.
AUGUCCGCAGAGCUAGAUGAGGAUAGACGUUCUUCACCUUCGGCACGUUCGGCACGUUCGACACGUUCGGGACGUUCGCAGAGGCACCGGCGCAGCUCCAAUCGCAGUGAGGAGGACGACGCCCUCACCAAAUUCAUUGCGAAUCUCUACAACUACGGCAUACCCAUGAUAGCCGUCUCCGUGCUCAUUUGGAUUGUGAUGGCCAGCUCCGACGGCAAGUAUAUCUACAAGUAUAUGCCGUUCCCCAACUACAUACUCGUCGUCAUCGUUUUCCUCGUGAUGGUGCUGCUCCACUGUGUGCCCAUGAUCGCCCAGGUGACGCUCUGCAACUGGAUGUUGGCCCUGGUUGUGUGGCUCUGCACCACACUGGCCGUCUGUUGUGUGCUGCAUCAUUUUAGCGUUUUGACGCUGCUGCUGCUGCUCGCCUUGUCCGUGCUGCUGGUGCUGUUGCUGAACUUUUCGGGCGCCAAGUGUCCGGUUGAGUUCCUGCCCGGCGGUGUUGUCUCCAGUGGCUUUAUGAUGGCCAUGACCCUGGCCCUGAUCGUACUCGGCAGCGUACAGCUCUCCACCGGCAGCAUAAAAGUGCUGGAUGCCUUUGUCAGUGUUCUGUUCAUUAUGCUGAUUGUGGCCAUACCCAUACAGGCGCAGUUCUGUCACGGCCGAGUGGAGUACUUUCAGGUGGUGCCACGCGUCCAUCAGAUGGUCAGCAUUCUGACGCUCUACCUCACAUCCGUCAUGUUAUUCUGCUGCCUGUGCUACUUUACGAUGGCAACGGAUCGCCAUGACGGUGUGCCAAUUGAAGCGACAACGGAGCUUUCUCUAAGUGAAUGAGAUGAUAGCCAUUCGGAGCAGAAUACGGCUGAAUAUCCUGUUUAAUCCCCGAAUUGGCCUGACUCUGAAGGAGUGCAAGCCCCGCGACUGGGUUCGCUGUGACUGAAUAAAUCGAUACCGUUCCGAUUUACAUUCCCUUCUUUAGUAUUUCUUUACAUCCAGG